Bombyx mori (domestic silkworm) is the source of this 693-nucleotide messenger RNA. RefSeq lists its product as uncharacterized. The coding region runs from base 1 to 693 and encodes 230 amino acids. NCBI's taxonomy places the organism in Eukaryota, Metazoa, Arthropoda, Insecta, Lepidoptera, Bombycidae. The record is from RefSeq and is a predicted model, not a curated record. The transcript is spliced from 3 exons.
AUGUCAUCUUGGGCAGAGAAUUUCACAACUGCAGCGACUUGGCAAUUGAAACACCAAAUCGCUUAUUGGAAGUCAAAAGCGAAGGCAUUGGAAUAUGAAAACAAACUACUACAUGAUAUUAUUAAGAAAAAUUACACAAGCGACCUUCCUGUACAGGAACAAAAGGUCAAGAAAGAACAAAGUUUGAAACACGAGUCUAAUAUCGACGACGAAGAAAUUUGCGAAGAAAAUAAUGAAAUUGAAGUGAGCGAGGAGUUUAUACAGUUUUUGAAAGAUAAUGCGAAGUUUAAAGAAGACGCUAGACUGGAACGCGAAAAGUUAAAAACCAAGUUAGAUUCAGAAAAUCCCCAGGAUGCAAACAUGUCUGAGCCUUCUAACAAAGCAGAGAGUUCUGAGGAAAAAUUAAAGGCCUUGUAUGGAAAAGAUUGGCAGAGGAUGUGUGCUUUAGAAAUGUCACUAGAAUGUGUCCAGAAGAGCUAUAAUCAACACUCGUGCAGUUCUGUUUGGGGCCUGGCAAAAUAUCUUCAAUCUCAUGUUUCAAUGUGGGUGGCUUUCAAUGCUGGUGCCUUUUUGGUAUCUGUGGCGAACGAUAACAUGGAAACUAUCGAACUGGCUUAUCUGACAAGAUUGACUGAUGAACUAUCUGAUAUUGAACGUUUAACUGGACCAUCGCAACAUCGGAAGCUAUUUUAA